AUUUCCUGAAGCGGUUGUGCCAUUUUGUGAGACCGGAACUCUUCACCGAGGAAAGGUUUCCGGGGGGAUUUCAUUUUACGGACACGGAUGCAUGUGAUGUGAGUUAGACAACGUGAGUGUGAAGCAUGUUCUACUUAUUACCCUGUUACAAGUUUGGAGCUAUAUUGAUCAUAACAUUUCCUCUUUGAUACAUUUUAUAAAAUUAUUAUUGAAUUUACGUUUUGUAAUGUAAAUAUUUAUUGUAUUGCUUAUUGCUGAACUUGCAGAGUGACCUAGAGACACACUGGACUUGAAAUGGUUUAUUGAGCUGUUUAUGGGAAGAAUGAUAAACUAAACACAUGUUCCCCUGUGACCUGUGUAAUGAUAUUCUGUAUUGGGAUGCAAAUUGCAGACAGAAUACCAUGAAAGAGAGAUUUUAGAAGGGGGGGGGGACUGCUGUGUUGCAGCAUGAUUGCUGGGCUCUUGUUGCUCACAUUAGUUAUUAUAUGGGUUAUUCGCUAAACUAAAAUAGCUACUGGGGGGGGGGAAUUCGCCAACUGUCGGCGGGGGAGGAGAGGUAAGGGAGCCUGGCGCCACGGGAGGGGGACCCUGAGGGUGGAGGCACCCUUAGGGUACUAUAGUGUCAGGAAAACUGAUUUGUUUUCCUGACACUAUAGUGUCCCUUUAAUUACAUUGUAUAAUUGUGUUAGGGGUGAUGUGUACAUUCUUUGCUGCCACAUUUUUCAUAGUGUUAUAAGUUGCUUGUUUUGCAUUUCUACAGGAGAACGUUAAAGUAUCAUUUCUGAGUCCAUGGAAACCUCAUUAAAGCGCCUCUAUGUUGGUGGAAUUGGUCCGUCAAUCACAAAUGAUGAACUCACUGACCGGUUCCAAAAAUUUGGAAACGUAAAUGAUGUGGAGAUCAUUUCCAGAAAAGAUGAACAUGGUGAGAUCCCAUAAAUCUGCAAAUUUUAUUUUAAAAAUGCUUUAGAAUUUACACUUUAGGAACAUAUUAAAGCAUCCAAUGGCAAAUAUUUGUACUAUAGUAGAAUUAUUUUUUUUUAACUAUACAGUUUUUUUUCUCUGGCCCUCUAAAAUUUAGGACCCUAAUUUAAAUACCAAACCAAACACGCUACUAUAAGGUGAAAUAUUGUGGCGUGGGAAUUUUUAUGGAGAAGCUGGUUUUAAUUCUUCAUUUUUAUUUUUUUUAGUCUGGUUUUAAAUAUGUCAAAAGUUGAUGUAUUUCAGAUUACUUGUAGGUGAGGUGUGCGCAUAACUGAAAGAGUUGCUGAUAGGGAGAUUCCAUCUUCAGUAAGGUCUUCUGGGCAGUAAUAUAUAUUAUUUUUCCCCAAGUGUGUAAUAUGGUAUUUUUAUUUUUAUUUUUUUUAAAUCUAUCAUGGGGAGCGGAUUAAUCUCCAUCCAGUUUUGCGGGUUUGUUGAUAAUUUCAAGCCCAAAUAGGAGAAAUGUUUAUUUGCCCUAAGGAAGACAACAUUUUCCAUGAUCCUUUUUUUUCAUCUGUGAUGUUAAAAAAACAAAACAAAAAAAAACGGUAGAGCAGUUGUUUUUGAAGCAUUUAGUUUGUAGUUUGAGAAUCGACUAUAACAUUUUAUCACCUUCAUUAAGUCAUAAAUAGAGUUUAUUGGAUCCUCCAGGACUAUUAAUAUGUCAUCUGCGUAGAGCUUUAUUUCAAUCUCCACAAUGUCCUUGAAGCCUUUAAUUUUUUUGUUCCUUAUCUCAAGGGCAAGUACUUUAAUUGUCAUCAUGUAUAGUAGGGGAAGGAGAGCGUGCAACUUUGUCUAGUACUGUUUAUUUAAAUGUGUUGGAAGAUAUACCCUGCCCUAUUACUUUCCCAGUAGGAUUAGAGUAAAGAGCCAUAAUGGCUUGAUGAAUCCAACCUGCAAAACCAAAGGCUUUUAAGGUAUUCGAAAGGAAUUCCCAGCUGACCCUGUCAAAGGCUUUCUCAGCAUCUUGAGACAGGGCCAGCAUUGGGACCCUUUUUCGUUAACGGUCUCAAAAAUGUUAAACAGCGUUCUUAUAUGGCAUAAUGAUGAUCGCUCAGGUAUAAAACCUACCUGAUCUAUAUGGAUUAACUUAGGGAUAACUGAUUUGAGUCUAUCUGCCAUAAUGCCUGCAUAAAGUAUUAGAUCUUCAUACAGGAGGGAAAUAGGUCUAUAGCUUCUUACAUUGUAAGGAUUUUUUUUCUCAGGUUUUAAAAUGGUAUUCCCUCUGAAAUGAUAUUUCCCUUUAAAAUGAUAUUCCCUCUUAGGAGGUCUUCGGGAAGACUUCCUUUCUCUGCAAACUCAUUACAGGUGAUCUGUAGGUCUGGUACAAGAUCUAAUUUAUAAGUUUUUUUUUUUUUUAUAGAACAUUGCUGUCAGCCUAUCCGGUCCUGGUGCUUUUUUAGGUAGUCGGUUACCUCUAUUAUUUCUUCCUUGGAGAAAUGUUCAUUGAGUUUUUCUAGUUGUAGAGAAGUUAACGUUUUAAAUUAUUUCCCUUGGAAAUAAGACUGUAUUUUGUGGAAGAUCUUUGGAUUGGAUGUUAUAAACUACUGUAAUAUUUCUCAAAAACCUUAACUAUUUUAUCAGGAGAAAGGUUUGUUUCAUUAUCAUAUAUUAUUUUAGACAUAGCUUUAGUUUUUUUGAAUAUUUUUAAAUUUAUUAGUCUUGUCCGCUUUAUUACUCUUAUAAUAUUGGAAAGAUUUCCGUUUUUCCAAUUUCUUAGAGGUUUCAUUGUUCUUUCAUUAAUACUUUUAUCUUAGAUCGUCAAUCUGGUCUGAGAUGUUCUUAGAAGGGUUAAUUUUGUUACAACGUAUUAAAUUCUCUAAUUUGAUAUAGAGAUCUGAGAGAUUUUUUUUUUUUUUUUUUCCUUUAUUUGGGAAGCUAAUUUGAUAAAAUGGCCCCGGAUCACACACUUCAAGGAUACCAAAACCGUAGCUGGGGAUAAGUGAUUAGAGGUAUUUUCUUGGAAGUAAAGGUUUGUGUUUUUUUUUUUGUUUUUUGUUUUUUUUUAAAUGUAUCCUCUAUUUUGUGGAGACUCUAGUAGAAACUCCUUGAGUUUCCAUUCUGGUCGUUUUUUAAUAAAGUUGUCCUUCAGUUCCAUAAUUACUAUAUUAUGAUCUGACCAUGUUAUCUUGCAUAUAUCAAUUUUCUUGACUCUUUGAAAGAUAUUUAGGUCUUUAAGGAUAUAGUCGAUUCUCAAAUAAGCAGUAUGUGUUUUGGAAAAACACGUAUAGUCUCGCUCAUUUGGACGGAAUAUACGCCAGGUGUCAUAUAACGAAUUCCCCUGGGCAAAGGAACUGAAUUUUAAUGCUUGCCUCUGCACAUUCCCAUCCAUCUGUCUACUCAACAGUGUCGGUUUAUAGAUUUGUGGGUCCAUUACGCAAUUGAAAUCUUCCAUCCAUAUAAUAUUUCCCUGUUUUAUCUUAUUCGGUCUUUCCCAAAAUCUGAAUAUAAAUGUAAUUGGCGCAUCAUUUGACAAAUAUGUGUUGAUCAAUGUAUAAGGGAUAUUAUCGAUCAUACAAAUCACUAUUAAAUAUCUCACUUCAGAAUCCUGUUCGGAGUGUUUUAUACACAAAUCUAAGUUGCGAGAAAAGAGAAAUGCAACACCACAUUUUCUCCUAUCUGGCAAUGAGGAAGAAGUGACCAUAGGAAAGUCUCUAGAGUUAUUCAAAAAAACUUGUCUAAACUCCUCCAGUGAGUCUUUUGUAUCGCACAAAUGUCUAUUCGCUGUUUUUUAAAUAAUUGGAGGCGAAUAGGUGUUUUGUGUGGGGAAUUUAAUCCCCACACAUUCAGAGUUGCAAACUUAACCAUUAUCUUGGGUCCAGCCCACGCCUCCACCUCUCCUUAUAUAGUCCGACAUCAAGAGAAAUUUAAAAUACAGAAAAACCAUAAUUACAUAUAACAAACACUCAUAGGCAGGGCCGCCAUCAGAAAUUUUGUGGCCCCUGACGCAGUUCAAAGUCUGGGCCCCCCAGACCCGCCCCAGUGUCUGCCCACGUCUGUGUGGUGUGUAAAAGGGAUACAGAUUGCACAUUUGUAUAAUGGAUAUAGUUGUGUGUGUUUUAGAUAAAGUGUGUUUGUGUUGGGGUUUUAGUGGUGAAUGCUGUUUGUGUUGUGGUUUUAGUGUGUGUAUGGUGAAUGCAGUGCGUGUUUGUGGGGUUUUAGUGUGUGUAUGGUGUAUGCAGUGUGUGUUUGUGGGGUUUUAGUGUGUGUAUGGUGUAUGCAGUGCGUGUGUUGUGGUUUUAGUGUGUGUAAAAUAGGGGGCUGCAUUGGGGGUAGGGAGAAGGAGCCUUUUUGGUAGCAUUUACAUUUAUUUUAACACCAUUUUAUUCCCCCCCCACCCCUCCCUCCCUGUUUCUUACCUGACUAGGGAAGGGAGGGGAUUGCAUCCCUGGUUGUCUGGUGAAAGGAGCCAGCCGCUGUACAAUGUAGACGGGGACCAGCCAGCACCAUCUUAAUUUUUCAGCAGCUCCUGUGCCUGUAACUCUCGCGAACUGUGCCUGCAUGCCGCAGGAGCUGCUGGAGAGUUAAGAUGGUGCUGGCUGGUCCCCGUCUACAUAGUACAGGUAGCCGGGGCCCGCAGGUGCACAUAUAGAUAGCGAUAAUCGCUAUCUAUAUGUGCACAUAUGAAAUGUGGGGCCCGGGACUCCCGGAGCAGUCCAGCACCGCCGGGCCCGUGACAACCAUUAUGGUUGUCAUGCCCUGAUUGCGGUCCUGCUCAUAGGUAAUAAAACCUAUCGCAGUGGUAAUCUCUGUUAACUAGUACUUAAAAAGUACCAACAUCCCUUUCCUGUGGUUCCCCCAUAAGCACUGGUAAGAGAAUUGAAAAGUUCAAUUGUCACCACCCAGGUGGCAAUUCAGAGUAUCGGAUCAAGGUACCCAGGGUAAAAAGGUCCCUUGGAGGGAUUACUUUUCAUUGGUAUUUUUUGGAAAAAGAGAGAGAAGGAGGGGGGCAAUCUUAUUAGCAAGUGCUUGGUUUGUGUCUCUCUAGUGGGUUUUUUUUUUUUUCUCCCUUUAUACUUUAACUUUUUUCUCUUUUACUCUUUAUCUAUGUCUUUUCUUUCAGUCUUCUUGUUGUGUCAUAUAAUUUCUUAUAUCUUAUGAUUUAUCUCAUGUUUUUCUCCUUUCUUGCACCUUUUCCUAUGCCGCUAUUUAUGACUAAUAUUAAAAAAAGAGGCAUAAAAGGCAUAAAAAUUUCUCUUUUCUUUUCCUAUCAUUUCCUUUACUUUGUCUUCAUAGAUUUCUUCUACCGUUAGCGUCCUGUUAUGUAUAGGAACGCCAAAAUAAUUAGCCUAUAUCAACUUCUUCAGGUAACUGCUUUUACCGCAGAAGCAUCAAAGUUUUCAUACCAUUUAGGAAAAUUUACACCUCCCAGCUUCUUAACAGUAAAUAAAUUACUGAAUAAAGCACAAAAAAUCAUUUGUUUUAUCAUCAUAAGAGGUAUCUUACUUUACGUGACCCUUUACUUUUUGUGUUACUUAUUUUUUCCCCUUUCAUGUUACUCUUGUGCUUAGUGAAAAUAAUUUUUGACCUAAAAUCUAUUUUUCAUGACCUAAAACUUCUUAAUGCUUUUGUUUCUAUUUCCUUUUCUCACUCCCGAAAAUUGAAGUAAAUUAUGAGAAGUGGUAGGAAAUUAAAUUUUUUUUAAUAUAAGGAUAUUUAAGAAUCACAUUUAUAUGUUCUCUCUUCAGUUCUUCUCUUCUCUCCCUCCAGUUAAUUAUUGCCUUCGGUUUCGGAAAUCAAAUGUCUCUUGCAGCCAUGAUUGUCGUUUUUCUGGAGAUUCUAUUAUGUGUGUCUUAGAGUCUUUGUAAAGCAGAAGUCUUACUGGGAAUACCCAUCUAUAUUGGAUUUUAUUAGCUCUUAAAAUUUCCGUAUAUUUAGCAAAAGAUCUUCUUUUAGAUCUUAUAUGUUGAAAGAUCUGGAAACAGUUAUUUUUUCAUAAGGGUUUUGCAUUUUACCUUCUCUGAUAGAAGUUAUUCUGGCUGUUUUUAAUUUGAAAGGACGCACAACAUAUCAUAACGUCUCUGGGGGAAUUUGUAGUCAGAUGUUUAGGCUUGGGUAUUCUAUGCCACCGUUCCUUUAAAGGACCAUAUAUCUCGUUUUUUAUGUUCAAGUUGACAAAUAAGUUGUUUAAAAAUUCAAAUUUUUCUGUAGUGACUUCUUCCGGUAAGGUGAAUAUUCCUUACUUUCAAGUUAUUGCGAUGUGGCCAAUCUUCUAAAUCUGCAUGUUUUUGUUCCAACUGUGCUAUUUUGAUUUGUAAUUGCUCAAUUUCCUUUUGGGAUUGUAUCGAGUCGUAUUCCGUAGUUUGAAUUUUUUCAGAAUUUUCAUUUGAGUAGAUUGUUUUUAAACUCUUAUGAGAAACGUUGAAUUUCGUUUUUGAUCCUUUCAAAUUGGGUUUUCAAAGUGCUGUUUAGUAAGUCUACCGUCACUUGCUGUGCUUCAGUUGCUAUUAUCACAAUUUCUACCCUCUCUUGAUUCACAUUCUUCAUUGUGUAUUUUAAGGGAUUGAUCCCCUGUUUUCAUGGACUGUGGAGAGAAAAAGACUAGCGUUUCUCCAGUGUUUUGUUUUUGUUUUAAGAUUUUUUAUUUUAUUUUUUUUAUUUUUAUUUUUUUCUUGAGUUUUCCUGGUCGCAAAAAAAAAACAAAAACACAUUUCAUAAAGAUUAAAAUCUUUUUGGAAUACGCAAGGAGGGAUCGGUUUAUUGUAGGAUAUUUUCUUUUAUCCUUCCCUUUCUCUCUUCUUCUUUCUGUCAAUGUUAGACCUUCUUAUAUCUCCCUCUCUCCAGGAUUUGCUUUCUUUUUUUAUAACUCUCUCCUCCUUCCUCCCCUCCUCUCUCCCUUCAAACGUUUUAUUUGAUAUUCAAGUAUAAAAAUCAAGCAGGGUAUCCAGGAAAAAGUCAAAAAUAAAGAUUUCAAAUGUAGUAUAUAAGCAAGGUUUCCAAAAAACAAAUUUUCAGGAUGGGUAUUCUGGCAGGGUAUUCAAGUAGUAUGUUUAUACAAAGAAAUUAUCUCACCCAUUUCUCAUCUUCCCUCACCUCCUUCCCGUUAGGAUAUAGUUGCAUCCAUCACCCUUUAGUCUUUAUCUAACUUCCUUUUUCACUUUAACACAGGAUUUUUUUGAUCAUGCCAGUUAGUUUUUAAAUAAUUUAUAUGAUUAUUACACACACUUUAUUUUUCCCUUCUAUAUGCCAGCUGAUUUUGAGUUAGAAUACAUAUAUAGUAUUGGGAGCUUUUCGCGUGUUCUUGUGGCAGUUUUUUUUUAGUAGUGAGGAAGUGGUCCCCUUUCCCAAGAUCUGAUCUGCUGGCUUGCACUUCAGAUGAACUUUUCUUUUUUUUUUUUUUCUUUUUUUUGAGAAAUCCACAGCUCUGCGUUCUUUGUAGUGCUGCAGCCAAGCAGUCCUCACAGCCCGUCACCGUGUGUAAACCACAUGUUGCUGUUCAGGACGUUCAGGUCUCACAUGCCCGCAUCUAGGUAAGAUUUAUUUGAUAGGGAUACUGUAUUGUGCCAAAGAAUUCUUUAGCCCAGUAUCCUGUGUUAUCAUGGAUCCACCGUUAAUAAUUUCCAAGACCAUGGCGUUCUCCCUCCAUCGUCCUUCUCCCGGCACCUAAACCCGCAAGCUUAGUGAGCGUGCUACAUCAUCGCUCCUCCCCCCAGCACUUUUCUAAAUUUACCUUGUUACAUCCCCCUGGCUUUUAAGCAGACAAAAGGUCCUGUUGCUUCCUGGUUUCAUUAGCUCAGUAGAACUAAACUCAAGAGGCAGCAAUUGCCCAGAGCACCUGCUUUGCAAUGACUUCUCACUGAGCUGCAUUGUGAUUAGACAGACACAGAAAGUCUGGGCAGGGUUAGAAGGGGAGGCAAGAGUGUUGAAAGUGGGCAUGUUACCAUGGAGAAAAAUUAUAGCUGCAGAAGUGUAUAUUCCAGAGAAGUAAAUGUUCGCAUGAAAUGUACAGCUGAUUCUUAAAAGUAUUCCAUUUAUAUGAUGCUCAGUCUUUAACCUGUUGUCUUGUUUGUUUUUCUUUUAGGAAAUCCUGUGAAGACAUUUGCUUACCUCAACAUCAGCAUCUCGGAUGUAGACUUAAGGAAGUGUAUGUUAAAAAUUCACUUUUCCAGAUUAGUCAUUGUGCAUGAUGUUGAUGCUUUUAAAAUGUCCUAAACAAAAAAAAACACACAGAUAAUCGAAAAAAAGUGCUUUUAUUUUGAGGAUAUAGGAAAGUAUUGUCUUGUUGUUACUGUUAAAUUGCCUAUGAUUCUUAAUAGCUUCCCCUGAAAAGGAAUGUAAUUUUCUUAGUUUACAAAUAACAUGAUUUAUAUUACCUUUAAUUAAAUUGACUCUCAAAACAUCAUGUGUAUCUUUUCCUUCAAAAUCCGUAACGGGUUUACUAAAUUCACUCCUAUAAAUAGUCGAUAUUUGGCUCUAAGUAAGGCGUAGUAAGGGCUCUGUCAUCUUCUUCUGGCUGAGGAUCAUUGGACAUGUAAUUCAACACAGUAUUCUGAUUUACCAUUGCUGCCUAAAGACAUUAUACAUAUAUUUCCAAAUAUUUUGUUAUGUUUUAUGUAAAAUUAUGCUUUCUUAUAUCUUGCAUAAAAAAUAUGUAUACAUUCUCGUUGUCCGUUAGGUAUAUCCACCCUUAAUAAGACAAAAUGGAAGGGAGGAGUCCUGCAGAUUGAAAAGGCAAAAGAAAGCUUCUUACACAGGUAACUUUAUAGCCUUGUUUCACAUGACUGUUUUUUGCAGGUCUGAAUUUUUUUUUUUAUUUUUAUUUUUUUUCUAUCAAAGGUUCAAAUACUGUUUUACAAAUUUAAAUUUGGAUGAAAAAAGUAAGGCAGGCUGGCCAGUGUUAAAGAUAUGCAUAUUUGGCAUAUGUCAUCAGCAUGCUUAGCAUUCUGGCGACAGACAACCAGUGGCAGCACUGCCAGACCCUCCAUGCUGCCUGAGGCCUCCUCCCCAACAUCUCUUUCCCUCCAGUGAGGGGGAGUUAUGUCCACAAGCUGAAGAAGGCCUUGGCAUAGGAUAAUAUGAUAGGUGAUUUUCUUACUCGUAUAAUAUGUGAGCUGUGCAGCUUUUGGUUUUCAUAUGCCUGAUAAACUUAUGGCUAUAGACAAAAUGCAAGGUUAGUUGUGUAUUUCUUUUUCCUGGUCCUAGUAGGUUAUGUCACUGAGUUAAUUUACCAUCUGUCCUAUUCAGGCAAGUUAAUAUCCCAAGUGUGCUUGAUUUCUGUGUUUUUAUUCCUACUUAGGUUGUCACGGGAGAGACAAGAAACUAAAGAAAGCAUAAAGCCCCAGGUAGACUCAAAACCUGACUUGGUAAAAUCCCUAAAGGAAGCUGGUGUUCAAGAUUUUCAGAUGAAGGCUGCUGUACCGGGGACCGAAGUACCAAAUCAUAAGGCAGGUGAUUACAGUAGUCUGAAAACUCAGAGGAAAAUAUCUAAUAUUUUUAAGUAUUGAUAUUACAUAUUGUUGUUGUUAAAACAUUUUAUUCUGCUCUUUUGUUUCCAGAAUUGGGUGGUUAGUAAAUAUGGCAGGGUUCUACCUGUUCUUCAUUUGAAAGGCAACGACAAGAGAAAAAUAUCCUUUUUGGUGCAACUGCAAACUACCAACAUCUUCACCGUCGUACUGUAGCUUUUCACAAAUUUGAUAGUUAAUUUUCAUUAAAAAUAUCUGUGCCUCCUGCACAUAGUUCUCUUACUCUCUGGCUUGCUAUAAGGACCAAUAAUAUUUUGUACCAUCCUCCGCAUUUAAAGAAGUACUACAAGCAUCAAAAAUUUUUAGCUUAAUAAAGCUGUUUUAGUGUAUCAUUCAUGCCAGUGCAGUUUAACUGGUCAACUCUCGGCCAUUUAAACUUUUUUGUUUCUGUUUAUGCAAAC
Messenger RNA from Pelobates cultripes (western spadefoot toad), 9841 nucleotides. Lineage: Eukaryota; Metazoa; Chordata; Amphibia; Anura; Pelobatidae. The record is from the annotation of a GenBank genome assembly.